This is a messenger RNA of Trichophyton verrucosum HKI 0517, 222 nucleotides long. RefSeq lists its product as uncharacterized. NCBI's taxonomy places the organism in Eukaryota, Fungi, Ascomycota, Eurotiomycetes, Onygenales, Arthrodermataceae. The annotation marks the transcript as partial. The record is from RefSeq and is a predicted model, not a curated record. The transcript has a single exon.
CUUCAAAGUCUGCUCAAAAAGAGGAAGAAGAAAGCUCCUGCAGUUUUACACCAAUAUCUGGCCAAUCCCUCCCUUGCUGCUCUUACCACCUUGUACGUACCUCGAGUUGAGUGUUUCGUCACUAACUGUAUUCGAUCAACUCUCCUUUUCUACAUUGGAUGCUCUCGAUUCCAUUUCAGGAGGCAGAAGGAAACAAAGAUUUUCCCAUGCUGGAGGGAGUAA